GUGGAUUGUGGGAGAAUUCUGACAACAGCCAUUUUCGGGUCGCGACUGUCAUCGUUGGAACACACUUCUAAAACUGUGCGAGAACGCAGCGGUCCCUCACUAUCUUUAAAACAACUUCUGAGGAUGGAUAGGACGAUGUCGACUCAUAGCAAAUAGUGUUCCUGUAUUUUGAGCGCUGCUCUGGUUCAAGCCAAGCUACAAAGACAAGAGAACAUUGACUAGGCUAAUUCGUGGCAGGCUCGAAUUCAUUAGCUAGCCAGGCAGCAAUGCUAGCAUAAUUGGUUACAAUGUAUUGCUUGGAAUUUGCGAGUUUUUAGACGGCAGCGGCAUUAUACAACGGGAUUAAAGCCAGUGGUGUUUCGUGGGCUAUUUUUAUAGUGCAGCAGGCCGAAAAACGUGUCAUCGGGAUUUAACCGGCGGGCGGACUGGGGAGAGAGAGAAGUGUGUGUGAACUCAGGUUAUGUCCACCAUGGUGUACCCACGCAGCGAGGAGACCCUGGAGCGCCUGACCCAGGAUGAGAUAGUGCUCAACACCAAGGCUGUGAUGCAGGGCCUGGAGACCCUCCGAGGGGAGCAUGCCCAGCUCCUCACAUCCCUGCUGGACUGCACACAGCCACCCGCUGCCCAGGAGAAGUCAGGCCUGCUGCGCAAGAGCCUGGAGGCCAUAGAACUGGGCCUGGGAGAGGCACAGGUGAUCAUUGCCCUGUCGGGUCACCUGAGUGCUGUGGAGUCAGAGAAACAGAAGCUAAGAGCCCAGGUCAGACGACUGUGUCAAGAGAACCAGUGGUUAAGAGACGAGCUGGCAGGAACACAGCACAAGCUGCAGCGUAGUGAGCAGAGUGUUGCCCAGCUAGAGGAGGAGAAGAAACACCUGGAGUUCAUGAACCAGAUCAAGAAGUUUGAUGAUGACGUGUCACAGUCUGAGGAGAAGGCUGCAGGGCAGACGUCUAAAGACAGCCUGGACGACCUGUUCCCCAAUGAUGACGACCAGGGACAAGCCCAGCCCAGUGGAGAGGUGGCGGCCCAGCAGGGUGGUUAUGAGAUCCCAGCCCGCCUGAGGACCCUCCACAACCUGGUGAUCCAGUACGCCUCCCAGGGGAGGUACGAGGUGGCCGUGCCCCUCUGCAAACAGGCCCUGGAAGACCUGGAGAAGACCUCCGGACACGACCACCCUGACGUGGCCACCAUGCUCAACAUCCUGGCCCUGGUCUACAGGGACCAGAACAAGUACAAAGAGGCAGCUCAUCUGCUGAACGAUGCCCUGGCCAUCAGAGAGAAGACCCUGGGGAAGGACCACCCUGCGGUAGCCGCCACUCUCAACAACCUGGCCGUGCUCUAUGGGAAGAGGGGCAAGUACAAGGAGGCUGAGCCCCUCUGUAAGAGAGCCCUGGAGAUCAGAGAGAAGGUCCUGGGGAAGUACCACCCUGACGUGGCCAAGCAGCUGAACAACCUGGCCCUGCUGUGUCAGAACCAGGGAAAAUACGAGGAGGUGGAGUAUUAUUACAGACAAGCCCUGGAGAUCUACCAGUCCAAACUGGGGACUGACGACCCCAACGUAGCCAAGACCAAGAACAACCUGGCUACAUGCUACCUCAAACAGGGAAAGUUCAAGGAUGCUGAGUCUCUGUACAAAGAGAUCCUGACCAGAGCACAUGAGAAGGAGUUUGGAUCAGUCAACAACGACAACAAGCCAAUCUGGAUGCAUGCGGAGGAGAGAGAGGAGAGCAAGGGGAAGAAGAAGGAAGCUAGUCCCUGUGUAGAGUAUGGGAGCUGGUACAAGGCCUGCAAAGUUGACAGUCCUACUGUCAAUACCACCCUGAAGAGCCUGGGGGCGCUGUACCGCAGACAGGGUAAACUACAGGCAGCUGAGACACUGGAGGAGUGUUCUACCAAGACACGCAAGCAGGGUAUAGAUGCCAUUAACCAGAGUAAGGUGGUGGAGCUCCUGAAGGAUGGGGCACCAGGAGGGGGGGAGCGACGGCAGAGCCGGGAGGGUCUCAACGGCCCCCAGCGGGGGGACUGUGAGGGGGACGACGGAGCAGAGUGGAAUGGGGAAGGGAACGGUUUGUUGCGUCGGAGCGGAUCCUUUGGGAAGAUCCGUGAAGCGCUGCGUAGGAGCAGUGAGAUGCUGGUGAAGAAACUACAGGGCAGUGGCCCCCAGGAGCCCCGCAACCCAGGGAUGAAGAGAGCCAGCUCCCUCAACUUCCUCAACAAGAGUGCAGAAGACCCCUCACAGGACGCCAACACCGGCCUAUCAGAAUGCAGAGGACUGAGUGCCAGCAAUGUGGACUUGUCAAGACGCAGCUCCCUGAUUGGUUAAACAGAGACGGGAGGCGGGACCAGGAGGAGGAAGGCCCAAUGACGGGACCAGGCGGAGGAAGGCCCAAUGAGGAGAGGCAGUUUGCCACCUGAGGCGAUCAAAACACACUUCAGAUCCAACACUCGCAUUCAAGACAAGUUUUCUAAAGAAACAAGAAAAAGUAUUGCGUAAAACCUGAUUUGACGUGGCUUUUUGUGACUCAGACGUCUCUGUCUUCUUCACUGUAUACUUCGCUGGCAUCUAUCAAACAAGUACAGAAAAUCAUAUUUAAACGGCAUGCUGCUUACUAGAACGUGGAAUGUCUGCACUAGACACUCAUGGUGACUCUGAGGCAUAGCACCGUGAUAGAAUCCAUAUUAUUAUCGCAGCGUGACGAAUUUCUAUCUUAUCCCGCCCACUCUCGUACAGACACUCAACCUUAGGUAGGCUAGUUCUAUUCUGAUUUAUAUCUUAGAGAAGUGUAACCUAGGUCAGUGUGCUGCUAACGGUUUAGCUUCCUCCACUGUCCCUGUCCCCAUAUCUGGCUCGAACUAGUGAUCCUCUGCUUCGCAACACACGUGACCGCCCUCCAUGACAACGUGCAAACCGAAUACAAAAGGUACCAGUUGGUUAGUUCCAUCGGCGACAUUUCAGGCUAGCUGUGGAGUGAGGUUACGGUACGUUCUUAACUCUGUUACAGAAGCAUCACACUCAGCUCACUAGUGGCGUGAUUACUGCAAAUGCUAACAACCCAUUCAAUGGGUAUCACAGUGCUUGAGCCAUAUAAAUCAUAUAUGUUUUUAAGACGAGUUAAAAGAGGUAUGAACUACAGCUGUUAGAAACUUCAGCGAGGUCAAAGACAAAGAUGGUACACAAUCAUUUUGGGAUGUCGGAAAUACAUUGGUGUAUUUAAACAUCAACUGGGAGAAAAAACGGCACUGACCAGUUUAACCUCUCCUUUUCUGUAUUUUUGUUAUGUAUAUACAGGUUUAAGUUAUUUUAUAUUUCUUUCUUUGUAUAUAGCGCACAGACAGGUUUUUGUUUAAACUGGUUAGAGGUUAGGAGAACCUCUGAUUGGGAGACAGACGCUGGAAGAGGACAGUAAGAAAAGAGUGAAGAGAAGAGAGAAACGGGAAUAUAGACUAUUGAGGAGAAGAGAGAAACAUGGAAUAUAGACUAUUGAGGAGAAGAGAAACAGGGAAUAUAGACUAUUGAGGAGAAGAGAGAAACAGGGAAUAUAGACUAUUGAGGAGAAGAGAGAAACAGGGAAUAUAGACUAUUGAGGAGAAGAGAGAAACAGGGAGAAUAUUGGCACUUAAUGUGUCCUAACUUCUAGUCCAAUUUUCGCUUAGUCUCCCAUUGACAUCAAGUGAAAAUUUGACAAAAUUGAGGUUAGAAUUUCCCCCUGAAUCUAUAGCCUGAUCUGGCUAGAUAUGUUUGUGCCCUAAUCAACUACUGUUCCGUUCGUUGCCUUGCCAGACAAUUAUGAACGUGACAGAUAAGAGGAGUUGGCUAAAGCUAAAAAAAUAUCGGAGACCAGGUUCGUAUUCAUUAGGCACUAAACAGACUGAAACAGGGAGGAACUAUCUGGACUUUUCCAAUAAGAAACUCUCGUUUUCAUUUUCGGUUGCAAAAACGUUUUGUACGGUGUGCACUAAUGAAUGCAAGACCAGGCUAAUUUAGUUAAUCUCAGACCUGGGGAAUAUACUGGAAAUGCUGACGUGACAAACAAUACCAGUGUAUCUCAGUCAGUGUGUAGCCUGUUAACAUGGCGCGGUACAAAUGCCUGUUUAGCUCCAACACUGAAGUCCCAUUUCUCUUACGUGAUCUGGUGGUGUUGUUACUAAAAACACAUUAGCCUGACUGAUGCUGUGGAGGUGAAUGUGCUCCUAUGUCGUGCAUUGGUUUUAGCAAAUGCAAGGUCACAUAUCUACCACAGCACAAUGUUUCUCCCCCAAUCGAAUAUAAUUAGAUCUCUACAUAGUUGUAAUGCCCUCGUAUUAGUUAAGAUGUGUUACAAUACAGUGCAUCUGUUUCUGUAAGAGGUUAGCAUUAGGCAUACCGUAUGUAACUCGUGGCCUCUAGUUAUUGUAGCGUCAGUUAUCUGUUCUUGGUUGGCCUUUACUGAAUAAUGUGAGCAUGAUAUGUCCUUAUCUUUUUAUAUAAAACAAUGAUCCUUUUAUUAUGACUUAUGUUGAUUGGAAAGAAUCUGAUCGGUUUACAGAAAACUGCUCUCUGAUCUAACCAAUGACAGUCCUUCACCAAAUGUUAUCAUUUAUGUCUUAUUCUUGUCUGUGAUUGGCUCCGACCUCAAGUGAUGAUGUGUGGGGGUAUUGUUGUUGAACUCUGAAUGAGUGAUGAUUUGAAUGUUAGGUUUUACUUUGAUCAUGGGCGAGGGGUAGGGAGGGAGGAGGUUGACUGUGUACUGUAUUGUGUUGGCUCUUUUAAUUGUUUUGUUUGUAAGUUAGGAGUCAAAACUCCCAAGACAAGACUGAUACCAAGAGACUUGGCCACAGAAUGUAUAUUACUGUAUGUCUUUGAGAAGUAGAGUGGUCCUAACGAUUUUCACCUUCUGAUUGUGUUGCUAGUGCAAUGUAAAGUGGGGAUGGGAUGGAAUAUUGAUUUUACUGGGGAAAGAGAUGAUGGAACGAAAGCUUAAGUAUGUGACAAAUACAGGCUAGAGGGGCUAAGGAGGAAGAGAAGAUUGAUGAUGAAUGAUAACAGGAAAUAGAAAUAUGAAGUGCUGUUAGGUGAGAAACGAGCGAUUCAGUGAUAGAAAUGGUAAAUGGAACGUUGGGAGAGAGGUACUGGGAAAAGUGCUUUAAGUUUCAUUGCAGCAAAUAAUGUACAGAAAUGUCGAUCUCUGUCACACACACUCAACAUGUACAAACACAUUAUCUCCCAAACACCCACGUUGUCUAGCUAUGUAAAAGUCUGUAGAAACACUGGACUGUAGUCUGUAGACCUCUGUCGACGUUGUAUUUACACACCAACGAAUGUUUCAAACACACCUAAACACAGUGCUCCUCUUACAAAUGUAUACCACAUUUUCAUGUAGAAGUAAGAACACCCCUCACCAUCUCAGUGAGUCAGUGUGUAACUAUGGAAACUGUAGAAUGGAGGUAGGAGUGGAGGGGGGGAGCAUUCUACUACAAUAAUGGAUCUCUUUGUUAGUGGCCAACAAUCUCGUGUAUAUUUUAUUAAAGGUUCAAUAAAGAAAAACUCCACUUUUCAAACUGA
Molecule: messenger RNA, 5539 nt
Organism: Coregonus clupeaformis (lake whitefish)
Lineage: Eukaryota; Metazoa; Chordata; Actinopteri; Salmoniformes; Salmonidae
Product: kinesin light chain 2-like
Exons: 15
Coding region: 461-2320 (619 amino acids)
Biological process (GO): microtubule-based movement
Cellular component (GO): membrane-bounded organelle; kinesin complex; cytoplasm
Molecular function (GO): kinesin binding
Source: RefSeq, a predicted model, not a curated record